Messenger RNA from Protobothrops mucrosquamatus (brown spotted pit viper), 4979 nucleotides. RefSeq names its product RNA binding motif protein 20 (gene RBM20). Bases 74 to 3655 code for a protein of 1193 amino acids. The transcript is spliced from 14 exons. Lineage: Eukaryota; Metazoa; Chordata; Lepidosauria; Squamata; Viperidae. Gene Ontology annotation, cellular component: nucleus. The record is from RefSeq and is a predicted model, not a curated record. Gene Ontology annotation, molecular function: zinc ion binding; mRNA binding. Gene Ontology annotation, biological process: regulation of RNA splicing.
CUUUGGCUGUUUCCGAAGGAGAUUCGGGUAUCUCCGGCUGAACCUGCAUCUACUGAAUGGUCCCAGGGUAGUCAUGAACCAGGCCCCGGACCCCAGUGGCCCCGAACAGCCUGAGAGAGAUGCCCGAGGCUCGGCUCAUUUCCCGCCGACUGCCGACAGCGGUCUCGUCAGGGGGAUGCCUCAGACGCCCAACCUGCCCCAACUCGUGCAAAAUGCUGCCAAACUUCUGGACAAGAAUAUAUUUACUGUCAACACCGCAAAUCCACUGCUUCCUUCUUCUGCAAGUCUUCAGCUGGCUCAGCUUCAAGCACAGCUUACACUACAUAGAUUAAAAUUGGCUCAGACAGCAGUCAACAACAACACAGCAGCUGCAACUGUCCUGAACCAGGUUCUUUCUAAAGUGGCCAUGUCUCAGCCACUUUUCAACCAAUUAAGACACCCUUCCAUGUUUAAUACCCUUCCAGGACAUGCUGGUGGUCCUGGGGCCACCAAUACUAGAUUUCCACCUGGUGGAAUACAUUUUCCAACACAGAACCCACCUUUGGCAGCCCAAGGUGGAACCCUGGCAUCAGUAAGUAACCUUUCAAAUCAAAAUGUUAGUACUGUAGUCCUAAACCCUUUUGGGGGUGUAAUUUCUCAAACUGCUGGACAACAAGCUGUAUCUAUGGGUCUAAAUAAAACUAGUGCCUCCUCUACUACAGGUGGAUUUUAUGAUUACAAUAAACAGAUAUUCCCCUCUGAUGCUGGUCAAUGCGGUCAACAGAGCUUUAUAACCAGUGGUUCUCAUCCAGUCCCAGUGUCAUCUGGAAAUGGAAUGUCUGAAGGCCAACUGGGAUUUCAGAAAGAGUUUUAUGGAACUGUGUCUAAAGGCCAGCAUACAACCUGUACACAGUCUUUGACAUUUGCUGCUGACUCUCAAAAUUCUCAUCAGAAUCAAAAGGGAAAGAUGGGUUCUAUAGUACAUGAAAGAGAAACGAAUAAUCAAUGGGAAAAUCCUUCUACUUUCUCUAGUCAAAAUAAAAUUGACAUGCCCAGUGCAAAUAUGUGGCCAUCAACAAAUGUCCCUUAUGAAGUAAGGAGUGAUCUCUAUAACCCCGAGGAACCAACACCAGACACAAAAUUUAGUGCUGGUUCUCCACGUUUUUUCAGCAGAACUAAAAAUGGUAAACAGAAUUAUAGUAAUUCACAAACAAGACAAAAGCAGGAACCUGUUACCUCUGGAUUGCCAGUGAGGCCUCUUCAGUCCGAUGAAUUAAACGACUUUCAUAGUAUUGUACCUCUUUGCUUCCCUCACAUUUGUACCUUAUGCAGUAAGAAGGUAUUUGACCUUAAGGACUGGGAUCAGCACAUUAAAGGAAAUCUUCAUGUUCAGAAUUGCUUGACUUUCUCAGAGAACACUGAUAUUCAUUGUAUGUUGCAUUCAGCAGCAGAAGGAGUAUUGCAUUCUUCCUCCCCAAAUAAUAAAACUGUGUUUAAUCUGUCUAGUACUGAAGAUUACCCUUUAAAUGCUGAGUCUUAUAAUUCUGCAUCUUCAUUUGGCCAGUCAAGUUCGUCAUUCUCUUACGUACCACUAGGUGGAAAUGUUCUACAAAGGAAAUGUGUCCCAGGUCGUGUAGUACACAUCUGUAAUCUUCCUGAAGGAAGUUGUACAGAGAAUGAUGUAAUCAACCUUGGACUUCCCUUCGGAAAAGUCACUAAUUAUAUUCUCAUGAAAUCUACCAAUCAGGCUUUUUUAGAGAUGGCCUAUACCGAAGCAGCUCAGGCUAUGGUAGAAUAUUAUAAAGAGAAACCUGCAAUGAUAAAUGAUGAUAAGUUACUCAUAAGAAUGUCUAAAAGAUACAAAGAGCUUCAACUAAAGAAACCAGGAAAGAAUGUGGCAACAAUAAUCCAAAAUAUCCAUUCUCAAAGAGAAAGAGAUAUGUUGAGAGAAGGAGACAGAUAUGGAUUGGAAAGGCCUCGUUCCCGCAGCCCCAUAAACUGCUCACUUUCCCCAAGAUCACGGACCCCAAGCUUCACUUCCUGUAGUUCCCCCCGUAGCCCAUUAAGCACAAACCGAACAGAGUGGGGAAAUGGAAGAGAGCCAUGGGAUCAGUUUCCUUAUUCUCAGAGAGAGGAAGAUAAAGAAUUAUUGCCUUGGAGAGAGAAUGUGGAAGAGAAAAGAGAUAGGAGUGACAUGUGGACUCAUGAAAGAAAACAUUAUUUACGGCACCUGGACUUGGAAGAGCACGUUGAAGCAACCCGAGGGCACAAAGAAAAAUAUUUAAGAGGGGGUUCACCCAGUGCAAAAGGGGCUUAUCUUUUGCCUGCGUAUAAGAUGAGAGAAGAAGAUAGUUACAGAAAAUCAUCUAAGCAAAAGUCUGAUAAAUAUCAAAAUCAAACACUGGAUGUUGCUUUGAAGGGCAAAAGAAAGGAAGAGACAAGAUCGAGAGAACAUAAACAUUCUCAUUGUGAAGACACAGCUAAGGAGGAAAUGUCAGAACAAAAGUCCAUCAUGAUGCCUGACACUAUCAGGCAAAAGCAAAGCGAUAAAGACAAAUUAAAAGACAAUGCUAAAAAGGCAGAGGACAUGACACCUGGUAUAGCCGAAAGAAAUAAUGUAAAGAAAGGAAAAGGUAUAGCCGAAAGAAAUAAUGUAAAGAAAGGAAAAGAAAAUGGAAAUGAAAAUGAGGACUGGGAGAGCGGAAGUGACAUGGAAGCGGAAACUUGGUAUCCAACCAAUAUGGAAGAGCUUGUAACUGUUGAUGAGGUAGGAGAGGAUGAUCUUAUUAUGGAACCCGAUAUAACUGAACUUGAAGAAAUAGUAACUGUAGGUCAGGAAGAGGAAGAAUGUUCCCUAAGGAGUACCUUAGCUGCUGGAUUGGAAGUAAAGAAUGAACACGGUUUAUUAAGUACAAAGGAAGACAAAUCUGAUAUAUUGGAAGCCAGCAUAGAAUCAGAGAAAGAAAAUGCAGAUGUAAGUGGCUCUGAAUGUGAUAAUACAGUGACUAAAGCAACCCAUCUAAACUCUGAUACUGAUGAUAAACCAGAUGAAUUGCAUGAAAUUAGAUCUGAAGAGCAUUCAGAUCAGCAUGAUAAUGACAGAAAAAUAGAUGAAAGUUCUAAUUUUCAGUUAAAACUGGAGACGCAGUACAUAUCUUCAGAUCCUUCAAAGGAAGAACCCUUCCAGCAGAGUGAAACACUUGUAGAUGAUUAUAAAGAGAUAGAAACUCUGGAAAUCAGGAAUAAUGAAGAUAAGGAUAUCUUAGCAAAAAAAUCUCAAGAAGAAAGAAACCAUGGAAGUGAGGAAAAGCCAAAGACUCAAGCAAAUUGUAGGUAUACAGAAACAAAAACUCCUGAUCUCCCAGAAGUUGAAUCAAAAAAGUUGUAUUUUUCACCAUCGUGGGAACAAGAUGAUGUAUUUACGGAGCUCAACAUUCCACUAGGUGUGGAAUUUGUUGUUCCCAGAACUGGCUACUACUGCAAACUUUGUGGACUUUUCUACACAAAUGAAGAUGCAGCAAAAAUUCAUCAUUGUAGAAGUACUGUUCACUAUAAAAAUCUGCAGAAAUACCUAUCACAGCUUGCAGAAGAGAAUCUGAAGAUGAAUGAAAAAGAAAACAGCUCAGCCCAAGAUGAUACUGGAAUUGUCCCUCACUUCGAGGAGAAAAGGCUAUGAUUUUUUUUUUUAUAAUCAGCCUUUAUUAAGCUUUCAAUAACUCUGACAAAUGCUUGGAUUGGCUGUGUCCAGACUACGUGCGCAAAAGAACUCUGGACUGGAGUUUAAACUUCAACGUGAAAUCAUAAUCAACUCUAAUUAAAUGCUAGCUUUUGUGUGUCAGCUGGAGUGAUGAUAGCUGUGAUUUAUGUAGAAGUGGGCUGAUGUGGUAUAAUUUUUCUCUUGAUUUUAGACUGGAGGCAAACAUCUGGAUGAUUUCAUGUUCUGUUUCAACCUUCCUGUAUUUACCACCAAUUUUAAAUAGGGAAAAACAAUUUACUGGCAGAAUGUUUUACUUAUAGCCGGUGCUUUUUUUCUAAAAAAAAAAAAAAAAAAAAGGUGCCGGAACUCUCAUCUUGUUAAUCUUUUAUUUAUAUAAUUUUAUUUAUAUAUUUAUUUAUACAAUUUAACAUAAAUUAUAUUUUAAUAAAGUAGAUGCAAAAGUAACAUUAGAUAAAUAGCACUGGAGCCGUCACCAAAAGCACCCUAAAAAUUACUUGUAGGAGGAGGAAAAUCAAAUCUCAGUAAUAUUGUUAAUUGUUUUUGUAGAAAGCUCGAAUCACACUGUUGUUACUUCCAAAGAAAUUCAUCAUUUGAAUUAUGUUCUUGUCCCAAAGGUUAAAGGCUUUAAAGCAUUACUAGAAGACAAUUCCAUUUUUUCUGUUUUAAAUUUAGCAUUUCUGAAGGGUCCUUGGUGCUCUCUGAGCUUGUUUGUUUUCUUGGAGACCUUUCAUUACCCAAACUAGGUAACAUCAUCAGCAUCUCUGUUGUGAAUGGUCUGCCCCCUACUGGUUAGUUCAUUUAUUACAGGAACAGUAUACAAAUUUUAAUUUUUCUUUGAACAUAUAUAAAAAAUAUCAGUAAUGUAUUGUUUUACACAGCCCAGUAAUUAAAUUACCAUUUUAAAUAACUCAGUCAGUGCCAAUUUAUAAUAAAUUGCUACAUAUUCAGUAAAGGAUUACUGAUUUAGAGACUGAUGCUCAUUAUAUGCAGGUAUGCAUUAAAUUGUGUACAGUCAAACAUUUAAUAUUUCUGUAUUCUGGGUUUUAGAUUUGUGGAAAUUGUUUGUUCCCCUUUUGUAUCUUUUUUAAAGGUAAACAUUUUGAAAUGAUUGUGCAUAUUGUAAGCAUUUCAAACUUUUGUAUAGUUUUAAAUUUUAAUACCAUAUUGCUACCCAAACCACCUUUAUAUUUAAUCAGUUGUACUGUUACAUAUAGUUAAUGUGGAUAUUGUCAUACCUUUUUAUCAUUUUCCUGUUUUAUCACAUUAAAAAACACACUUUGUC